Molecule: messenger RNA, 2609 nt
Organism: Cryptococcus deneoformans JEC21
Lineage: Eukaryota; Fungi; Basidiomycota; Tremellomycetes; Tremellales; Cryptococcaceae
Exons: 8
Coding region: 64-2085 (673 amino acids)
Biological process (GO): endocytosis; actin cortical patch assembly; actin cortical patch localization
Cellular component (GO): actin cortical patch
Molecular function (GO): Arp2/3 complex binding
Source: RefSeq, a predicted model, not a curated record
CUUGUACCAUAUUCGUUGCCUUUGGGAUUUCCAUAAUCUCGUCACAGCAAAAAAGUCUCUGUAAUGCCACAUAGAGACCCCCAGGCAAAGGCCAGGGAUCGCCACCAUCACCAUCAUCACCACCACCACAAGCACUCGCCAUCCACCUCCCGAUCAGGACUUGACACUGGCAUCGGCGUCCUCACAGAGGAAAGCAUGCACGUCCAUGUCAAAGUUCACGAUGCUGAACAGUUCUGGAGAGAGAUCGAGCUGGUAGUGACCAUCCCGGAAUCGCCCACUUUAGAUCAGCUGGAUAAUACAAUGAGGAUGUUUGUCAACUUCUGUGCAGCAUAUCAUGACAAAUACCUUCCCAGCCAGAGUGAUAUCCAACAAGCGGUUACCAUGCUUCUCGAUUCCGAAUUAUUUUCUUAUUACGACGAGCGGAUGGUAGGAAUUAUGAUGUCUGAUGCUCAAGAGAAUACGAAUCCUCACGAUUUGUAUAUUUUGUACCAUAUAAUAUUAUAUUACGGGAAGCGGCACCCAAGCUUGUUUCGAUCUCACCGAAAGUGGAAGAAACUCCUGCCAACUUUGGGCGAAGUGGUUGGCCUUGACGUAGAAGAGACCUUUGUUCUUGGUCUCCCUCCUAUCGAAACCCGCAUUCGUCUCCCAGCCACUUGUCUCAUGUACGAAGUUGCCCGCGUUCAAAAGCUCACUUCAUCCGAGCUCGCUCAGUUUGAUGAUCGAUUCAUCGACCACCUAUUUGACUUGGUGGAGACUACAUGGGAUCAGCAGGACGAGAGAUUGAAUUAUGCGGUCAUCAGAUUGAUUGUCGCCUUGAACGAGCAGUUCAUGGUGGCUACUUUGCCAUCAAAGCAUCACACUCGUGUGCAUGCUCGUGUCGACAAAGUGGGUGAUCGAAAUCAUUUGGGAAUCUCGUCAAUACCCAGCUCGAGUGGUGACGGAGACGGUGGGCAUACAAGGCAUCACUACCGAGCAAAAUCUGGGAACACCACACAGUCUGAAGGUUACACCCAUGACCACCAGGAGGAGGCAAAGAAAAAUAAUAGGGUACUGGUUGUCUUGAUGAGGAGAUUGGGGAGCAGUAAGACGUUUGGCGAGAAUAUGAUCUUCAUGCUUAACCGUGCGGAAAACACACCAGAUGAUUUGUGCAUGCAACUGCUCAUCCUCAAGAUUUUGUACCUGCUGUUCACCACCCCAGGUACACAAGAGUAUUUUUUCACCAAUGAUCUAAGGGUGUUGCUGGAUGUAUUCAUUAGGGAGCUUGUGGAUCUUCCGGAGGAAUGUGAGGCUCUUCGCCACACCUAUCUGCGAGUUCUUUAUCCCCUUCUCAACCAUACUCAGCUCAGGUCCGACCCUUACAAGCGCCCUCAGAUUAAAUUGGUCUUGAGGUCCUUAAUUGCCAAUAGUCAUAUACGGGAGAUCGAUCCGACAACUGUGCGGUUGGUCGAGAGGUGUUUGGAAGAACCGAGAAAGCUGGAGAGGAGUCUAAGCGCUGAAAACGUGCAAAAAGCCCUUCACCACAACUCUGCAUCAACUAUCUCGCUCGGUGCCCUUUCCUCAACUCAACCGCCUUCUAAAUCGCAACUGGGAACGUCCAUCUAUACGUCUCGCGAUCCGGUCAGACAAUCCAGUCUGAACGAUGUGUCGAGUUCUUUGACAGAUGUCAAAUCCCGGCCUCAUUCUUCUGCUUCGGUUGCCUCGACUUGUUCAACAAACACCGAAACUGGAGCGAAGGCAACACCUCCGACGCCUACUAGACGACGCAAACCCCCAGCGCCGCCACGGCACGCUCAUCCUCGCGCUGGUGCAUGUGCAGGUGCGCGCAAGGACUCGACGGCCACAAAUAGCAGUUGGACAAGCUUCGAUUCUGAUGCCGAAGCGUCCAUGUCCGACUCUACCAGUACCGGUGCCAGCGUGCUCGGCUCCAGCUUUGGUGCUGGAGGAAGGGUCAUGAGCCCAACAAGUCCAAUAAAUGGAACGGAUGAUCUAGUGAGAGAGGGUGGAAAGGGGGUGCCCCCGCCAAUAAUUGAAGUACACCCGGUAGGCAGAGAGCAGCCAAUGGGAUGGAUCACGUUUUCGACGUGAGAGGCAGAAAAUGGACAAUUGAGAGUGAAAAGCCUAAUUUUAGCGCGCUGCGAGCCUGUAUAGCGCACGCAGGUGGGAAUCUCGAUUAUUGGAGGUUAGAUCACAGGCAGCUAUCAGGUCGAGGUAGAAAAGAAGCGAGGGAGGGAUGGCGUUGUCUGCCGCAUUAUUUACAGUUGUCAACUAUAAUCAACCGCAUCCACCAUACACAGUCCAUAGCCCCACAGUCACGGCACACUUACACAUCGCACUUUAUGCCUUAUCGAUCAAGCAGGACAAGGCACAAAGCAUAGCCCAUUAUUUUAGCACGAGAAGAGAAGAGGCGAGACAAACAUACGACAGGCGGAUCUAGCAUCUACACCGCAUCUUCCAGUAGCACGGGCUGUGUAUUGGUACAUGCAGUACAAAUACAUGCCAUCCAGGGGCACAAACGCGACAACAAGUUGUUCUAGUUCCUAGCAGUUGUUUAUAGUACAGAUAUUCGUUCUCUCCAGAGAUCGAGGUUGUUCUACAGUGUACAUGGGUGG